Molecule: messenger RNA, 1719 nt
Organism: Plenodomus lingam JN3
Lineage: Eukaryota; Fungi; Ascomycota; Dothideomycetes; Pleosporales; Leptosphaeriaceae
Source: RefSeq, a predicted model, not a curated record
AUGUCCGCCCUGUGGAAUUGGCUCUUCAGCAAACAAGUCGCACCUGCACGCGUCCCGACCGAUACCGUAAUCCCGUUGUUUCGCCUCGACGAUACUCUGGCGAAUCGCAGUCUGGCGUUUGACUAUACCAUGCAGUUUGAAGAGGUGCUGGAUGCGGAGAAGCUGGCGGGUGCGCUGUGGAGGUUGAUUGAGCGGCCGGGGUGGAGGAAACUGGGGGCGCGGUUGAGGGACAAAAACGCCCUCGAAUACCACAUCCCAACCCACUACACCCCCUCACGCCCACCCCUCGUCUUCACAAAAUCCCACCACCCUUGCCCCCUCUCCCAACAUCCCCUACACAGCCGCCUCCCCCGCUCAAACAACACGCUGCGCAGCUUCGACACCACCGUGCCCCUGCGCGAGGCCCUCGAACUGCAUGGCCACCCGCGCUACCUGGCCGAUUGGCUGUACGCCGAUGUCCCGCAGCUGGGGCUGCAUGUGGUGAAUUUUGAGGAUGCGACGUUUGUGACGCUGGUGUGGGGGCAUACGCUGUUGGAUGCCAUGGGGAGGCGUGUGUUGCUUGAGGCGUGGGUGGCGGUGUUGGAGGGGAGGGAGGGGGAUGUGCCGGGGUUUGUGGGGUGGGAUGUUGAUCCGCUGGAGGGGCUUGGUGUUGAGCCUGGUGUUGAGCCUGGUGCUGGUGCUGGUGCUUCUCCUGCUGUGGUAUCCAAGUCAAGUGUGCAGGAAAAGGAACCGGGACCGACAGAAGCACAACCCGCAAUCGAGCUCGAGGACUUUGUCCUCAAAGACGACUUACUCACCGGCUGGGCCAAAUUCCGCUUCAUCUUCAACUUCCUCUGGGAAGCCAUCUUCCACCCCUCGGAAUCCACACGUACAAUCUGCAUCCCAGCCCUCUACUUCUCCAAACUCCGUCACAAAGCCUUCGCCGACCUAGCCAGCGCGCCACCCAACCUCCUCACCUACAACACCAAAUCCCCCACCACCAACACCAACCCGACCCCCUUCCUCACAGACGCCGACAUCCUCCUAGCCUGGACCCUCCGCCUCCUGACAACCAGCAACCCAACCCUACACCCCAACCCCCUCCUAACCCUCAACAUCCUCAACCUCCGCCCCCUCCUCUCCACCCCAUCCCCACCCCACCCGCCCCUCCUCCCACCCAGCCCCCAACACGCCUACCUCCACAACUGCCUGGGCGUCGCAUACACGCUCUUCCCGCGCGCCGGCGCCCUGCUCGCCCAACCCCUCGGCCACACCGCCGCCCAGCUGCGCAGGGACCUGGUGGUGCAGCGCACACGCGCGCAGGUUGAAGCGUGGCAGCGGCUUGCGCGGCGGAAUGUGCAUUUGCUGUUUGGAAGCGCGGGGAUGGGUAUUUCGGCGUUUUCGAAUUGGAGUCGGGCGAGGCUGUAUGAGGUGGAUUUUAGGGCUGCGGUUGUUGGGGGGCAGGGGGUGGGGGUGGAGGGGGAUGGGAUGGUAGUGCAGGAUGGUGGAGAUGGGUGGAAUGUUGAGAGCAGUUCUACUACGAGUUGGAGGAAGCCAGCCAGACCGAUAUUAAUCCGACCUGAUGGCACAGCUAGCAAGGGCUUCAUCCUGCGUGGCUCUGGGAACUGCAUCGGCGUUGAUCAUAAUGGCGAUGUCUGGAUUACUGUCAUGCUGCGGACGGAGUUUGCGCGUCGUCUGGAUAAGGAGAUUGAGGCGUUGAGGGGGGCGGAUUGGGUUUAA